AUGACCUGGGUAGCAUUCCCCUCAUUCUUCCUCCUCUCCUCUGCACUAGGAGCAACAUUAGCUGCCAGCCAAUGGACAGGCCCUCGGAUGGAGGACUGUGAGCCAAAAAUUUGCGGGCAAACAAACGUCUCAUACCCAUUCUGGCUCCCCGGACGACAACCAUCCUACUGUGGCUUUCCCUCCUUCAGCCUUACGUGCGACAACAACGUGCCCACCAUCCAAAUAUCCGGUCAAGAUCAUUACAUCCAGAGCAUCUUCUAUCAGAACCAAUCCAUGUUGGUUGCCAACGCCGAAUACGUAGAUGACAGUUGCCCAGUUGCCCAUCUAAACCUCUCAGUUGAUCCCAAAUCAUUCACCAUCAGCUCGGCCAAUAAGGCUCUACUCUUCUCUUAUUGCCCAGAACCACCGCCGAAUCAGUAUAGAGUACCUUGUGCUUCUACCAAUACUUCUGUCUUUCUUGGUGGUAGCAUGAUGCCUAGCCACAUAAAUUUAUCAAGCCAAUGUGAUACUGUCGUUGCACCAGUCUUGGCCUAUCCAGGAGCUAAUAGUAGCGAUUAUGCGACCCUUCUGAAGAACGGAUUUCUUUUGGACUGGACAGUCACCGAUUGCACAGAGUGCGCAACAAGUGGAGGCAAGUGUGGGUAUGCGAACACGACACAGCAAUUUAUCUGCAUCUGUGCUGAUGGAGCUCAUUCCACAAUCUGCAGCUUGCUGCCUAAUAUCAAGAAUCUUGCAGCAGUUAUGAGAUUCCAGUUGCCAGAGUUCUCAUUCAUCUCCUUGGAGGGAGUGAGGAUCUGCAAUUGUAGACCUUCUUCUGUUAACUGA
Molecule: messenger RNA, 825 nt
Organism: Phoenix dactylifera (date palm)
Lineage: Eukaryota; Viridiplantae; Streptophyta; Magnoliopsida; Arecales; Arecaceae
Source: RefSeq, a predicted model, not a curated record